Molecule: messenger RNA, 1428 nt
Organism: Fusarium poae
Lineage: Eukaryota; Fungi; Ascomycota; Sordariomycetes; Hypocreales; Nectriaceae
Exons: 3
Coding region: 1-1428 (475 amino acids)
Source: RefSeq, a predicted model, not a curated record
AUGGCUGAUUCUAUCCCUUCGAUGAACGUUUACAGGAAAUGCAAGCAGGAGAAGCCAGUAGAUCAAUUCAUUUCGAAGACAAAGUCGUCACUCGCAUGUGGAAGACCUACGACCGACUGUCUAGACUGCAGGAAUCGACGAGCCUUAGGCGCCUCUAAGCGUACGGCAGAACAAGCUGAGUUAUCCCCAGUAUUUCGAGAAGGAUUGCCAUUGAUAGACUUGCAACUGGGCACACCAAUCACCACGUCAACACGAACGGACGCGCCGAUUACUCUCCGACCAGGUCCGUCGGCUGCUUCUCAAGAAGGCGUACGACUCGGGACGCCCAUCGAAUCUCCGGUAUCGAGUCUUUCUAUUUACCCGAGGCCAACUCGAGGGGGAAGAAAUCCCCGUCCGCCCGCACAGCUGCAGCAGCCGGCCAUCGAACGCCCAGAACAUCGAGAUUUUGAACUUCCUGACCCGGACUGGGCGCGUGAUCUGUCGCAUUGCCCGUUGUCUGAUAAAGAUAAGGACCUCCGGGAGGCGUUCUGGACGGAGCUGGAAAACGACCGGAUGGAACACUGCGCCCGUUAUCAGGAGACAUGGUUUGACAUGGGCUUGAAAGACGGCGUUUGCAAGCGUUGCAUGGCCAAGGACAAGAACAAAAAGGAGGAUGAACCACUGUUUUUUCAGCCGAAAAUCAAUUGGAUUUUGGCUCAGUCCCCGCAUUCCUCCCCCAUUCACCCUCUCUACUUUGAUGGGCCACUCCAAGACCUGCAUGAGGUCUCUGGCCAGACAGCAUAUCUGGCGUUCAACCACACUGUCUCCUUGAAGAAUGUCCAGCGGCAACAGGGCGACGAUCAGGCUAGCUUUCGUCUUGCGCUUGAAGAAUUACGUGGUCUGAAGUUAUCCAUCGAAUCAUGGAAACUUCUGAGUCAGCGUGUGCAGGUCAAACUAAGCCAGCGCGAGGUAUAUACGUUUGAUGCUGCUCUUCGUAUCUAUCGCAAGAAAGCUCGUGUCAAUGAGUACAACUACGACCACCUAGUCCGUCUGAAGCACCCAGCAAUCCAAGUCAUGGCCAAGAAUAUUGGCAGCGGUGCUGACAAGGCAACAUCUGAACAGUCCGGCAACCUGGCUGGCCAGUUUCCGGUAUGUAUCGGUGCUCGCCUCAUGAUCACCCAGAACAUCUGGCAGCCAGCAGGUCUGGUUAAUGGGGCCCAGGGGAUAGUGUAUGACAUCGACUGGGCACCUGGCGCUGAUACACGUCGUGACUCGCCGUGUGUCAUUAUGAUGGCGCAAGGUAGUGCCCAUACUCCCCAUGAAGCGAGACUUCUUUCUUGGAACGUCCGCGUGUACACGGAAGCAGUUCCCACUUACAGUGUCGCACGCCAUUACGGUUCACAAGUCACAGAGCAUCACGGUGAACAAGAUGGUGACGGAUCUGUCUGA